CAGUCGGUCAACGAAACAGAAAGUGGCCGUACGUCGUCCGUACCGCACGCGCCGCGACACACAAAAACACACACAAAUACACACAUACACACACACAUACACACAAACUCAAACACAGAUACAAACACACACGCACUCCUCGCACACCUGUGACGAAGUACAAAUCGUUAUUAAUAAUAAUAAUAUUAUUUUUUGUUUACCACGAUUUUCGGUUUAUGAUUAUCGUUAUAUUGUUUUGGUCGUUUCGUCUCCAGACAAUUUCGCGGGUUUCGUAUCGGAGAGCAUGACGAUCGUUUCCGUAUCAUCGUCUUCGUCGUAUUGCGUAUGUUUGUCGACAUCAUAAUUCGAAGAGAAAAAUAUUAAGAACCAGUAAGACAUAUUAUAAUAUUAUUAUUAACCUUCGACGUCGUGCCGGUUUGCCGAGUGUUUACCGCUCGCCGGGCAGAUACGUAUAAUAAAGACUAUAAAUCGAAAUAUAAAAAAAAAGCACACCGUACAGCAGUCGAAAGCCGCAACUUCACGGACGAGACACCGACGUCCGCCGUCUCGCGCCGAGCGCGGCAUGCGAUCGCCGUCGUCGUGGUCGUCGACAAGCGUCGCUCGUCGUUGAAUGGCUCCUCGCCGAAACGCAAUGGGUUUUAACGGUAUGGGACAUUUCGCCGACUUGUUCGGCCCGUCCACCACAACGGCCAUGGAACAGUUGUUCCAUCAGCAGCAGCAGCAGCAGCAACCCUAUCAACUCGUCCAGCAACAGCACUACGAAGAAUGUUGCGUGCCCACCGGCGACUGCGUCAUGCGGUCCGCGCCCAUCAGGCCGGAUGAUCCGCGCGCCGCCGAACUCUACGCCCGCGUGGUGUGCAGCGACGGCGGAUGUCCGGCCGGCCGGUACAUGCACCGCGAGUGCUUCGACGCUUGGGAACGGCUGGUGUUGGUCUACAUGAAGAACGCGGCCGCGACGUACGCCAACGGUAACGCGAUUCCCCAGUCCAACGGCCGGCGCAUCAAGGACCUGUGGACGGUCAACGUCAAUAACAACAACGUGGUGAACCUCAACAAGAAGGGCUACGAAAUGGCGUUCAAGGCUUGCGGCUGCCGUUGCGGCCGCGGUUACUUGAAGAAGGACUCCGAGUGGCCGCAGCAGUCGUCCGUCAGCUCCGUCCUCCGCAGACGGUCUUCCGGCGGGAGCGGCGGCGCCGCCGACGACGUGGUAGACGGUGGCAGGACGUCGGUCGCACCGCCGACUGUCGGCAAGAAGAAGAAGCGCAGGCAGCCGGCCGCUAGACAACCCGCGGCCACUGCUUCCGCAAUGAUGAUGGCCGACUACGCCGAGCUGCGGCUCCGCGCCGGCAGCCUGUCCGGUUCGUCCAACGGUUCCAGUUCACCCGUCACCAAUUCCGCCAGCAGCGUGUCGCCCGCCCACUCGGGAUCAUUCGGUUCCAGCACCAGCACCGGCGCCGGUUCCGGUUCUGGGUCAUCGUCGUCCAAGAGGCGCGGGGCCUGUUUGAAAGACGUUUUCGAGAGGCAGUCGUCCAUGAAUGGCAAUGGGAUAUUUUGCCGUCGUCUAGACUUCAGCACAUUCAAUCGGCUACCUCGGCACAUGCUCAACUCCUAUCACGUAAAGAUCGAAGACGAGGGCAACCAUGGAAACGACGAGACCAGAUCUUUCAUUUUGUCAUCGUUGGCCGCUCAAAAUCAAUCGCGAGUCAACUGCGUCCUGUGCUCGGAUGUUAUGUUGGUGUUUGACCGUUAUCCGCUGGUGGACGGUACAUUUUUCCUUAGCCCCAAGCAAUACAACAAAAACGCCGUCGAGGUGAAAAACGAGGGACGAGCUCUGUUUCUGAACGCAGUCUGCAUGAAAUGUCUGGAUGGCAAAGACGCUGACCGGAAGUUGUGUUGCCGAUUCUGUGCUACUCAGUGGGACGGGUCAUCACUCAUUAUGGGCACCAUGUACGCGUACGAUGUAUUCGCAGCCAUGCCGUGUUGCAACGAACGGCUCAAGUGUAACGGUUGUCAAAAAGCAUUGAUGUUGUCGCACCAACGCCUGAACUUCUACAGCGAUUAUAGCCGGAAAGUCACCUGUCCGCACUGCACUUCUGUCGACUAUCACUUCGUAAAGCCGCUCGCGGUGUACUACACCCGACAGUGGCCAUAACAUACGGCCACGGUCCCGACCUCAAUGGUCGGGACCGGUGGCCGCCUACCGGCAGCCACCACCGUCGCCGCAACAGCGGUAUCUUGCUCCUCUUCAUCUGUCGCCGUCGCCCAGCCGGUUGUACUUCAACAGCUACAAAAUCAUCAACACCUGCAACAGUUGCAACAACAGCAACAACACGCGCCGCCCGAUUACACUUCGGUGGCCAUCGAAAAACUGCUCCAUUCCAUUUGGGACAACAAAGUCAAUGACAUUAUGGCGGCCAUUAACCACUUAGGUUUGGUCUGAAUCAUUUGAAUUGCAAUUGAGUGUAUAGAAAUCCGAAAGGGCUUUUUCAUCUUUUCAAAAAAAAAAAAA
Molecule: messenger RNA, 2509 nt
Organism: Rhopalosiphum maidis (corn leaf aphid)
Lineage: Eukaryota; Metazoa; Arthropoda; Insecta; Hemiptera; Aphididae
Gene: heca
Product: headcase protein homolog
Exons: 5
Coding region: 611-2152 (513 amino acids)
Source: RefSeq, a predicted model, not a curated record